Lobosporangium transversale is the source of this 2696-nucleotide messenger RNA. RefSeq lists its product as hypothetical. The record is from RefSeq and is a predicted model, not a curated record. NCBI's taxonomy places the organism in Eukaryota, Fungi, Mortierellomycota, Mortierellomycetes, Mortierellales, Mortierellaceae. The coding region runs from base 302 to 2590 and encodes 762 amino acids. The transcript is spliced from 3 exons.
AUUAUUUCUCUGCUCAUUCAGAUUCUCUCUUUUUUUCCCUUUCUCUCCUUUUCUUUUUUAAUUUAUUUUCAGUCUUUAAUUGUCUUUGCAAAGAAUUCUGCGCUCUCGUUUUUUUUAUUUAUUUUGGAUUUAUCUCACACUCUACUCUCUCUCACUCUCCACUCUCUUUACUCUUGACACUCUCCACAUUGAUAUCUGCAUCCAUUGAAUGCCUGUCCGCAAACAACAUCUUCCUACUCCACAGAACCUACAGAUCUAAUCCAUAUUCACAUCAGGGAUCGAAUCGUCCGUGCCUGUGAACAUGAACACGAAUAUGAAUAUGAAUAUGAACAUGGGCAUGGUCAUGACCAUGGCUAGUAAUCAUCCCGAGGCUGCUCACCAUCAGAUUAGCAGCCAUGGCCACAAUGACUUCGUCAACAACAACAACACCAUCCAUAGCCUUGAUGAUAGUAUGAGUAGUAAUAGCAGUGGUACAAUGUUAAUCCCUACUACCAUUCCUACCAUUCCUACCAUCCUUACAGCACCCAGCACCCUCUCAUCAUCCUUGUCAUCAAUAUCCUCAACAACCCAAAGCAGCAGUCCUGUGCCGGUCGUUGGGAAAGAGUUAAAACCAAUGACCGACCACACCCACCGGUCUCAUCAUUCUCGUCUCGCCCGCUGUUCUUCGUCGCCUCAACAACUCUCUUCUCUCACUCAUUCAAAAGUUCAUUCAGCACGUUCACGUCCACAUUCUCAUUCUCAUUCUCAUUCCCACCCUCAUUCUCAUUCAUGUUCCCAUCGCCACUCUCAUCCUGACCUUGUUUCAAUCUUUUUGUGCUCACAAUAUCCCAACUCGCAUUCAUACUCCACAGGCACAGGUCCGAACAGUGUCCUUUGGAAAGCCUACUCGCGUGUCAAGCAAAGUAUUGCCGAAACUCAUUCGACCAAUCCUCUUGAAACAAUGACUGAGUAUUGGCAUUCACUCAGUUCUCCGAGACGGCGGGAUCUACAGCAACACCAGUCAGAGAAGUUUCAGGAGAAGACUCAAGACAUGGAGCUAUGCGUUGAUACCAUGACUCAGACCGGUCACCUCAUUUCUGCCUUACCCUCUGCUUCACCAGCUGAAUCCACGUGCUCAGAUUCGGCCUACUCUCUCCCAGAUAAAGAAGAGUCAAAUAACAGCAACAGCAAUAGCAGUAGUAGUAAUAAUAAUAAUAUGAUGAUGACAUUGAAGCCCACAACACCAUCGUAUGCAUUACUGCAAUCUGUCCAAUCAUCCGCAACUGAACAUGGUCGAAUCCUUGCAGAGCGAUCCAGAUCCUCCUUUAAUCGGCUCUUGGACUCGGUCUUGGACAAUGCCACCACCCUUGCUGAAUCAAAUGCUGUUCAUGAAUCUUAUUCUGAAGAGGAAGUGGAGAAGAACAAAAAGAAGGAGUCCCAAAAACAAUCAAAAACUCAGCAACAGAUAGCGACGGUGGUUAGAAAGGCCAAGUUCUUUGUUGGUGAUUCAAGUGAUGAGGAAGAUGAAAAUGGGGAGGAAGAGAGAGAGGAAGAAGAAGAGAUUAAGAAGAAGGUUACUUACAUGCGCCCUUCUGCUGACUCACAUUCAUUGCGCCAUCUUCAUGGCCGUGAGAGUCGAGGAGGCUAUCAUCAUCAUCAUCACCAUCAUCUUCGUCAUCAUCAUCAUCAUCAAGAAUCCCAUGAUGGUGACUGUGAGGACUUUGAUAUUACUGAACAGGACGAUGAUGAUGAGGCAUUCUAUUUUGGCAAACCACCUAGGCAACUAAUGAAGCCUAGUGUCCCCAGAGAUCGCGCACAUUCUCAUUCUGGCGCUCCAAGUUCUCCGGCCAUACCACGACCAUACAAGAAUGCGAGCAUUGUCCUGCAAAGACGUCAGUCUCUCUUAUCGGAUCUCCUGAUGGCAGAGAAGCAGCAAAAGCAACAACAGAAGCUACUUUUGCAACAGCAGCAGCAACAGCAACUACAGAGUUUGAAAUAUCAAUAUCCUAUUGGAUCCAAUACUGAUGGCGAGGCCAAUGUGAUCGCUCAAGUAUCUCGUAUGGCCAAUGUGUCGGAUGUAAAUGCCAAGUCGUUGCAUUCUCUAUACCCCACAUCUUCUCGAUUGCAACAACAACAGCAGUAUCAUUCGCAACAACGCUAUCAUCAAGAUACCACCAAGCUUUCCAUUCAAGAAGAACAAGAGGAUGAUGAUAUCCUACACAAGACUAAGAGCACUCUGGUUAGGACGAAAAAAAUAUACAAAAACUUGGCGGAGCUAGCCAAGACUGCGGAGAUAAUGCCAUCAAGCAAUCGAGUAACUUUUACGACAUCAUCACCUACGAUGGCCUCUUUCAUUGCCAAAACCUCCUCUGUAUUACCAUUACCACCAUCUUCAACCACCAUCUCUAUGCCUUUAAAGACACCCGGAGUAGGAGUAACAGCAUCAGGAACAACCACAACAGCAACCACCACCGCCACCACAACAGGUUGGACACCUUCUCAAGUUCAAGGUCAAACUUCAUCACUGGUUGCACAAUCGACUAUGACAGCCCAGCGUGCACUCUUGAAUGCCUCUACUACUUUGACGGAUGUCUUGUUCCGUAGGCGAUAGAUAGCUUAUUUCUUUUGUCAUUAUCAUAUAUUAUAUAUACUCUAGCGAUCCUCUUUUUCAUUUCUCUCCACUCCACUCUUUUUCAUUUCUCUCCACUCCACUCCAC